CCUUCUGCUUCUGCCGCUGCUAUGACCGAGCACCGGACGACACUUUCUGCCUUUGGGACUGAGCGCUGCCGUGUACUAACAGUGUUUUAGUCCGUGCUCCAGUGGGUGUGGAGUGUUGGAUGGUUAGUUUUCCGUGACUUUUGAAGGGUCGAUGCUGUCCUGUGUGUCUGUGAGGGCAGGUCCACGGGCAGGACACACACAGCUACACUAGCGUUAGCAAACAAGCUAAUUAGCCUGAGCCCGGAUUAGAGUGGACCCACGGAGACACGGCCUGAGUCCACGGUUUGACCCACGGAGACACGGCCUGAGUCCACGGGUUGACCCACCGCGUCAACAUGAAGAUAACUGUGGACUUUGAGGAAUGUCUGAAGGACUCACCGAGGUUCAGAGCGACUAUAGAGGAAGUGGAGGGGGAUGUGUGUGAGUUGGAAUCCAAGUUGGACAAAUUGGUAAAGUUGUGUAUUGGGAUGAUUGAUGCUGGGAAGGCCUACAAUGCAGCCAACAAACAGUUCGUUAAUGGAAUCCGGGAGCUGGCCCAACAGUCCACCAAAGAUGAAGUCAUUGAGUCCAGUCUUACAAAGUUUGCAGAGAGCCUGCAAGAGAUGAUCAACUAUCACACGAUAUUAUUUGACCAGGCCCAACGAUCGAUCAAGACACAGCUUCAGACCUUUGUGAAAGAUGACCUACGGAAAUUCAAAGAAGCCAAAAAGCAGUUUGAUAAAGUGAGUGAGGAGAAGGAGGCAGCGUUGAUCAAGAAUGCCCAGGCUCCCCGCAACAAGCAGCAUGAGGUGGAGGAGGCCACCAACAUUCUCACCGCCACACGCAAGUGUUUCCGACACAUUGUCCUGGACUACGUCUUACAGAUAAAUGUGCUGCAAUCCAAGAGAAGAUCAGAAAUUCUAAAAUCGAUGCUGUCUUUUAUGUACGCCCACUUGACAUUCUUCCACCAAGGCUAUGAUCUCUUCAGUGAGCUCCAACCUCUGAUGAAACAGCUGGGAGGACAGUUGGACCAGCUGGUGGUGGACGCUGCCAAAGAGAAGAGGGACAUGGAGCAGAAACACUCCACUAUUCAGCAGAAGGCUGCUCUGCAGGAUUUCUCCAAUGAUGACACAAAGCUGGAAUACAAUGUGGAUGCAGACAAUGGCAUCGCCAUGGAGGGAUAUCUGUUUAAAAGGGCCAGCAACGCCUUCAAGACAUGGAACAGGCGUUGGUUCUCCAUCCAAAACAAUCAACUAGUUUACCAGAAGAAAUUUAAGGACAACCCUACAGUGGUGGUGGAAGACCUAAGGCUAUGUACUGUCAAACACUGUGAAGAUAUAGAGCGCCGCUUCUGUUUUGAAGUCGUGUCACCCACCAAGAGCUGUAUGAUGCAGGCGGACUCAGAGAAGCUGCGUCAGGCCUGGAUCAAAGCCGUCCAGAACAGCAUCGCCACCGCGUUCAGAGACAAAGGAGAUGACGGAGAGAAACUGGACAGGAAGUCUUCCACCUCAACAGGAAGCCUGGACUCUGGUGGGGAGCCCAAGGAGCGCUCCCUGAAAGGGGAGAGUGCCCUGCAGAAGGUCCUGGCCAUCCCAGGGAACUCCUGCUGCUGUGACUGCGGCCAACCGGACCCCCGCUGGGCCAGCAUCAACCUGGGCAUCACCCUGUGCAUCCAGUGCUCUGGCAUUCACCGGAGCCUUGGAGUGCAUUUCUCCAAGGUGAGAUCUCUGACUUUAGACACAUGGGAGCCAGAACUACUCAAAUUGAUGUGUGAACUGGGUAACAGAGUGAUCAACCAGAUCUACGAGGCUCGACGAGAGGAGCUGGGAGCCAGAAAACCCCAGUCUGGAGACCCCAGACACGAGGUUGAGGCCUACAUCAAAGCCAAGUAUGUGGACCGCCGCUUCAUCCGCCGACCAUCAGAUGAGGAGCUUCGCACGAAAGUGGUUUCUCUGAGCAAACAAGAGAAAAGGCUAAGCAGCAGCUCAGAGCAUCUGCCCCCCAGAGCACCCCCACCCACCCCGAAGCUCCGCCCAGGCUCAAAUGUGUCUGGACAGUCAGCUGUUGCCGGCUUGGAAGCCCGCCGUGACUCUCUCUUCUGUCCUGAUGAGCUUGACUCGCUCUUCUCCUACUUUGACACCUCUUCCAAACUCAGGAGCAUCAAAAGUGCAGACAGUGGCAUUCAGAACAGUGCAGACGGGAGCAGGGAGAUGUUGGCUGCGACUCCCUCCAAUAACAGCCUGACAGAUGCAGAUGCUGCAGAGCCCCCCCCCAUGCCCAUGCCUGCCACACUGCCUCCCCCAUCACCAUGUAAGGAAAUGGCCUUCUAUGAGCCAAAGGAGUACAGUCCAGGUCUGCAGUUGUUCUGGGCGUCGUGUGCUCGUAGUCUUCCAGAUAUGGCUGAGGCGCUGGCCCAUGGAGCAGAGGUCAACUGGGUCAACACCGAGGAUGAGAAGAGGACUCCACUUAUCAUGGCAGUGCAAGGGGGUUCACUGGUCACCUGUGAGUUUCUACUACAAAAUGCAGCCAAUGUGAACCAGCAGGACGCUCAGGGACGAGGACCCCUCCACCAUGCCACCAUGCUGGGACACACAGGGCAAGUGUGUUUAUUCUUAAAAAGAGGAGCCAAUCAAAAUGCUGCGGACAUUGAUGAGAAAACGCCCCUGGCCAUGGCUGUGGAGGCGGCCAACGCAGACAUCGUCACACUGUUACGACUGGCCAAGAUGAACGAGGAGAUGCGCGAGGCCGAGGGUCCAUACAGUCAGUCAGGAGAUGAAACCUACCAGGACAUUUUCCAGGACUUCACCCACAUGGCCUCCAACGACCCCGAGAAGCUGAACCGCUACCAGCAGUAUGAGCCCCAGAGGCCCUGACAGGACCGACACCCCCCCCGUCACAGGCCCUGACGUGACCACCGGCCCCCCGUCACCGGCCCUGAUGGGACCAACGCCCCCGUCACCGGCCCUGAUGGGACCAACGCCCCCGUCACCGGCCCUGACGUGACCACCGCCCCCCCGUCACAUGCCCUCACACACACAGCGCCGGCUGCUCAAAGACACUUAGAUCAGGAAAGACGUCCAUGUCCUUGUAGUAUCAGUCUACGAUGAACACACCUGGACUGAACCUGAGCCACGCCCACGUUCAGACAGGUGUGGUCAUCUGAAGCCCCACCCCUUUAGUCAGAUGAAGGCGGUUCUCUGUGAGCAGAGAACCCAUGUUUUAUAUGAUUGUGUUUUUAAGCAGGACUUCUCUUCAGAAGUGGACGGUACAGUUUGAACGUCUGUAAAUGAAUGUGUCCAGUUCAGAUAUCAGAGCUGUCCUCCACUCAGACUGUGGGAACUGAAAUACACAAAUAGAUCAUUUCUAUUUAAAGAGCAUUUCUUUUGUAAACAUUAUAAAGUACCCAGUGUCAGAGGGCCGAACAGACUGGGAAGUACUCCAUUUCAUCCUCUUUUAUAGGAGUUUGUCCGUAGACAGUUGCUGCAGUUGUAAGUGUUGCUUUCAUGAACUUAUACAUGUUCAUAUGCUUUCAAAGGGCUGUCCACACCCACAGCAGGGGACCAGGGUGUUCUGAUCCACACCAUGGAUGUGCUGUCUGGGCCUCACACUGAAUACUGAGCAUGUAGUAGGGUGUACCCCACAGGUGUCAAACAUAAGGCCCAGGGGCCAAAGCCGGCCCAUCAAAGGGUCCAGUCCGGCCCCUGGAAUGAAUUAGAGAAAUGUAAAAAUUACACUGAAGAUAUGAACAGUCAAAGAUGU
Sphaeramia orbicularis (orbiculate cardinalfish) is the source of this 3738-nucleotide messenger RNA. Its product is annotated as arf-GAP with coiled-coil, ANK repeat and PH domain-containing protein 2. The transcript has 25 exons. Gene Ontology annotation, cellular component: cytoplasm. The coding region runs from base 336 to 2852 and encodes 838 amino acids. Gene Ontology annotation, molecular function: GTPase activator activity; protein binding. NCBI's taxonomy places the organism in Eukaryota, Metazoa, Chordata, Actinopteri, Kurtiformes, Apogonidae. The record is from RefSeq and is a predicted model, not a curated record.